AUGCCACAACCGACAAGAUACUCAAGUCAGAGAACUCAUCACACAGCAAGGGUCAACUCAUACCAGCAAGUAUCUGAUCUCUUGACAAAAUUCUGGGUUCAAGAAGAAGUUCCAGAGACCUUAGCCAGCCAACUCAGCCCAGAUGAUCAAUCCUGUGAAGAUCAUUAUGUUGCGACUCAUUCAAGAGAUCAAGAUGGGAGAUAUAUUGUGAGAAUGCCACUAAAAGCAUCACCAUCUCUUCUAGGCAACUCAUCAGCGAGAGCUCAUCAGUGUUUACUACACAUGAUCAGACGACUCACAAAGAAUGACUCAUAUGCACAACUCUAUCACAACUUUAUGCAAGAAUAUGAGUCACUGAACCACAUGACACGAGCCAAGGCAAGUCCAAUCAACUCUCCGGUGUAUUAUUUGCCUCAUCAUGGUGUCUUAAGAGAAGACAGUCUGACUACAAAACUUCGUGUAGUAUUUAAUGGCUCUAGUCCAUCUUCUAGUGGUCUAUCAGUGAACGAUAUUCAACAUACUGGUGCCAAAGUCCAGAAAGACAUUGCAGACGUACUCAUUUGGAUCAGACAGCAUAAAUUUGUGUUCACAUCAGACAUCACAAAGAUGUACAGACAAAUCAAGGUACAUCAAGAUGACUGGGAUCUCCAGAGAAUCCUGUGGGUGGACGAGCACUCCAAGAUAAUCCCAUAUCAACUCACAACGGUCACGUAUGGUACCAGGUCAGCCCCAUUUCUGGCUGUUCGUACAAUGAUUCAGCUAGUAAAGGAUAAAGGUCAUAAGUUCCCUCUAGCGGUUGAUCCACUACUAAAAGGAAGAUAUGUGGACGAUAUUUUUGGAGGUGCUGACACCGUGAGUCAACUGAUAGACAACUCAACCCAAGUCAGACAACUCUGCAUGGCAGGUGGCUUCCCGUUAGCGAAAUGGCACAGCAACUCACUUCAAUUCCUUCAAUCAAUUACAGACAACUCAUCAGAAGAGCAGAUCCACUCAUUUGAGAGCAGCAAAACGAAAUUACUUGGGCUCUCGUGGAUUCCAGCGAACGACUCAUUUAAGUUCAACUCAAAACCUCCUCGUGAGAAGUCCAAGCUCACAAAGAGAAUAAUUUUAUCAGAAACAGCACAACUCUGCGAUCCACUUGGAUUUCUAGCACCCUUCAUUGUCAGAGCAAAGAUGUUGCUACAAGAAAUCUGGCUAGAUAAACUUUCAUGGGAUGACCAAGCCCCAGAUCACAUUAUCACCAAGUGGAACAGCUUCAGAUCAGAACUCUCACAUGUUUCAGACCUCUCAAUUCCACGAUGGUUACGGAUUACUCAGAAAUCGACCGUGGAACUUCAUGGUUUUUCAGACGCCUCACAUGCAGCUAUGGCAGCUGUUGUUUACAUACGGGCUACUCAUCCAGAUCAUGGAACUUGUUCAACUAUAGUCUGCUCAAAGUCUAAGGUUGCUCCAUUGAAGAAAAUGUCUAUUCCCAGACUCGAACUCACCGCAGCAUUGCUGCUUGCCAGACUAAUCACUUAUGUAAGGACCAACUUAGACAUUCAGCCAACUCAACUCGUAUGUUGGACAGACUCCUCAGUGACUUUGACCUGGAUUCAGUCUCACUCAUCCCGUUGGAAGGAGUUUGUAAGAAACAGAGUGUCAGCAAUUCAAGAUCUCACUCCAAUCAGCGUUUGGAGGUUUGUACCUGGCAAACAAAAUCCAGCGGAUUGUGCUUCUCGAGGUAUCAGCAUAUCCCAGCUUCGGAAGCACCCCCUGUGGUGGACAGGACCACAGUGGUUAACAGCAGACGAAUCAUUCUGGCCAACUCAAUCAUCAGUGUACGAUUCAAAAGCUCAGCAGGAAGACCGGCCCGGUCUCACUUUAGUUACUCAGACAAUUCAACAUGAUUAUCAUUGGGAUAUGAUAUACAGACAUUCUCGGCUAAUCAAAUUGCUCAGAGUGACUGCAAUUUGCUUCAGAUUCAGCCAACUCCUCAGACGAGUACCGCGGUCAUCUCUCACCUUCCCUCUCACGCCACAAGAAUUAGAGAGAGCAAGGAUUUUUUGGAUAAAAGCAACUCAAGAAUCGUACUUCUCACAGGAAAUCAAGCAGAUCAACUCAAAUUCACUGCCCGUCUCACACCCCCUCGCACGAUUGACAGCAUUUAUUGACACUCAAGGAGUCAUACGUGUUGGAGGGAGGUUAGCAAAUGCUAGCUUGGACCAAGAAGCAAAGCAUCCUGCAAUCCUACCACAGAAAACUCAUCUUUCCAGACUAAUCAUUGCAGAUGCUCAUGAAAGAACAUUGCACGGUGGGACGCAGGCAACUCUGAACCUCAUACGAUCAUCGUACUGGAUCAUUGGCGGACGACUCCCAGUACGAUCCUAUAUUUAUCAUUGUAUGAAAUGUGCUCGUUUACGUGGCGAACGAGCGAAGCAGUUAAUGAGUCAAUUGCCGUUAUCAAGAAUCACUCCAGCCCGACCAUUUGCCGUCUGUGGUGUGGAUUACGCUGGUCCCAUCACGCUAAAGACUUGGAAAGGCAGAGGCGCCAAAACAUCUAAGGGUUGGAUGUGCAUUUUUGUGUGCUUCGUUACUUCUGCGCUUCAUUUAGAAAUUGUAACAGAUUAUUCAGCAGACUCAUUUAUUGCAGCGUUCAGAAGGUUCACUGGACGUCGAGGUGUCUGCAGAACUCUCCACAGUGAUUGUGGCACCACAUUUCAAGGCGCAGACACGCUCAUCAGACAACUCUUCAAGCAGGGGACUCAACAGUUCAGUCAACUCGCAGCUGUAUUUGCAAAGGAUGGAACUGAUUGGAAGUUUAAUCCACCAGCUGCACCACAUAUAGGAGGAAAAUGGGAAGCUGCAGUCAAAUCAGUAAAGUUCCAUCUUAACAGAACGAUAGGCGACUCACUCUUUACAUAUGAAGAGCUUUCCACACUGCUUGUCCAGAUAGAAGCAGUCCUUAACUCCAGACCACUCGAGCCUCUCUCAGCCGACUCUACAGACAUCUCAGCGUUGACUCCAGCACACUUCUUGGUUGGUGAACCGCUAGUAACAUUACCAGAGCCUUCACUGGAAGAUGUGCCAAUGCCACGCUUGUCCAGGUGGCAAUUUAUUCAGCAGCGACUCCAAUCGUUUUGGUCAACGUGGUCAAAACAAUACCUUCAGCAGCAACUCGCCAUUUCCAAGUGGAAACACCCCUUUCACAACAUCACAGUCGGCUCACUUGUACUACUCACUGACGAGAGGUUUCCACCAACGAAGUGGCCUCUCGCCAGAGUGAUUAAGGUGUUCCCAGGAUCAGACGGACUCAUCAGAACAGUCAAACUCAAGACAGCAGCAGCAGAGCUCAUCAGACCACUCACCAAACUAGUCAUCUUACCAUACACUCCACCAGCAGAAGAUCAGCAAAGGCGUUGCUGA
This is a messenger RNA of Chelonus insularis, 3405 nucleotides long. RefSeq lists its product as uncharacterized. NCBI's taxonomy places the organism in Eukaryota, Metazoa, Arthropoda, Insecta, Hymenoptera, Braconidae. The transcript has a single exon. The coding region runs from base 1 to 3405 and encodes 1134 amino acids. Gene Ontology annotation, molecular function: nucleic acid binding. Gene Ontology annotation, biological process: DNA integration. The record is from RefSeq and is a predicted model, not a curated record.